AUGCCGCCCAAAUUCGGCCUCAACCUCCCCAAUUCAAAGAACUCCACAGCCGUCAAAAAGCAACCCAACUUACUAGCUGGCCAAAAGCGCAAGAAGCCGGUAUUUGGCGACUCGGGUUCGGAGGACGAUGAUGACGAAGGGGGGAUAGCUUUUUCCGGUCGGAAUAAUAAUAAUGAGAAUAAAAAUAAAAACGGCGCUAUCGAAAUCACGACUUUGGGAGGAUUGGAUAAUAAUAACGACAACGACGAAGAAACACAGCAGCAGCAGUCGGCGCAAAGAGAGAAAUCAAAGAAACCGUUAUUAACCGGACUGUCAGCUGCAAAACCUCCAGCCCCUAAAAAAAUCGGAAUCAAUCCGUUAAAAAGCAGCAUUUUUGACGAUGAAAACGACGAGGGGCAACAACAAAACGAAAAAGGUGAUGAUGGGUCAAACAAAAAGAAAUACGGAUUACAACCAGGAGGGAAAAAUAUCGACUACUCAAACCUCUCUGCACUACACUCGAGUCGAAAGCACGCCAAAGAAGCCGAACAAAUCGACCCUUCCAUCUACUCCUACGAUGCAGUCUACGAUAGCAUAAAAGCCAAACGUGAGAAACCCAACAAAUCUACCUCCGCCAACGGCGACCAGGAGAGUUCCAGGUACAUGGAUGCGCUAUUACGCAGCGCCGAAGUCCGAAAACGGGACCAAAUGCGCGCACGAGAUCGUCUGCUGACCAAGGAGCGCGAAGCCGAAGGAGACGAGUUUGCCGACAAGGAGAAAUUCGUAACGUCGGCAUACCGCGCGCAGCAAGAAGAAGUAAAGCGCAUGGAAGAGGAGGAAGCAAAGAGGGAAGAAGAGGAGGAGAAACGGCGGAGGGCAAACGGCGGGUCCGGGAUGGUCAGCUUCUAUCGCGACAUGCUCGCACGAGACGAGGAGCAGCAUGGCGAGGCGAUGAAAGCAGCACAAGAGGCAGUCCAAAGAGCUGCCGCGGGCGAAGAAAAACCCACAGAAGCUGCAGAAAACCAAGCGACAGAAAAAUCCGAAGCCCAAAUAGCCGCCGAAUUGAACGCGCGCGGUGCCAAAGUUGUCGUCAACGACGAAGGACAAGUCGUCGACAAGCGUCAAUUGCUCAGUGCAGGUCUCAACGUUGCCCCUAAACCCAAGGCAAAACCAGCAGCUCCGGUUGCAGCGUCUGCAGCAUCACGUCCUGGUGCGCGUGGUCCGUCUAAUGAGGCAUUUUCAGCACGUGGUGCGCAACGCGCUCGUCAAACCGAGAUGGUCGCUGCUCAGCUCGAGGAGCGCGCAAAGAAAGAGGAAGAAGCAGAAGCAGAACAGCAAAAACAGAUUGCCGAGAAAAGCCGCAGUCGCAAGACCGACUCGGAUGUUCAAAGCGCUCGCGAGCGUUAUCUUGCGCGAAAGCGCGAGAAGGAGGCACAAGCCAAGGGUGGUGGUUCAUAA
This is a messenger RNA of Talaromyces rugulosus, 1437 nucleotides long. RefSeq lists its product as uncharacterized. Bases 1 to 1437 code for a protein of 478 amino acids. The transcript has a single exon. Gene Ontology annotation, biological process: regulation of alternative mRNA splicing, via spliceosome. The record is from RefSeq and is a predicted model, not a curated record. Lineage: Eukaryota; Fungi; Ascomycota; Eurotiomycetes; Eurotiales; Trichocomaceae.